This is a messenger RNA of Onychostoma macrolepis, 3303 nucleotides long. It is a transcript of the gene prune2, whose product is annotated as prune homolog 2 with BCH domain. The coding region runs from base 145 to 1110 and encodes 321 amino acids. The record is from RefSeq and is a predicted model, not a curated record. Gene Ontology annotation, cellular component: cytoplasm. The transcript has 11 exons. Gene Ontology annotation, biological process: apoptotic process. Lineage: Eukaryota; Metazoa; Chordata; Actinopteri; Cypriniformes; Cyprinidae.
CACAAAAUGGUGGAGGCUCUUGGCAGUGGGUGAGCCGAGCAUCCCUGACGCUGAGAGACACAGGCACACAUCCAUGAUCUGAAACCCAGGGCAGGAGACAGAACUGUGCCUCAGCCGUGGUGUUCCUCUUCUGGCGAUGUGGGGAUGGACCAGACUCAUGAACACAAGAUGAGCUUUGAGGGGGCAGAGGGUAGACCAGCUCCACCCACCUCCCUGCCCCUGCAGGGCCAAGGGGGCGUGGCCUCUCAGAGGAAGAAGCUGUCGGCUCCUCGUAUAAGUCUAUCGUUGGACCAAAGUGAGGAUGACCUGUUCGACACACCAGAUGACCUCGACAUCAAUGUGGAUGAUCUAGACACACCUGACGAAGCAGAUUAUACUGACCAUGAAAUAGACUGGGAAGAGCCUCAAGCAUCUCAGAGUGAUUCUGUUAAAGAAACAGUUGAGCCCAUUCCCACAUACAGUGCUCAGGAGGAGCGGCAGGAUUCCAAACUCUGGAGAACCGUUAUCAUUGGGGAACAAGAGCACCGCAUCAACAUGAAGAGUAUUGAACCUUACCAAAAAGUCGUAUCCCAUGGAGGGUACUAUGGCAAUGGCGCAAAUGCCAUCAUUGUAUUUGCUGCAUGCUUCCUCCCUGACAGUGACAGAGAGGACUAUCACGAGAUCAUGGAGAACCUCUUCUUGUAUGUUAUCAGUACACUAGAGCUCAUGGUAGCAGAGGAUUACAUGAUUGUGUACUUGAAUGGAGCCACUCCACACCGCAGGAUGCCUGGCCUCAACUGGCUCAAGAGAUGCUACCAGAUGAUUGAUAGGAGGCUCAGAAAGAACUUAAAAUCUUUCAUCAUUGUUCACCCAUCAUGGUUCAUUAGGACAAUUCUAGCCAUCACGAAACCGUUUAUUAGCUCAAAGUUCAGCAGUAAGAUCAAGUAUGUGAACAGCUUAGCAGAACUGGAGGAGCUCAUCCCAAUGGAGUACGUCCACAUACCUGAGUGCAUAAUCAGACUGGACGAGGAGUUACGGGAAACAGCAGAGAGCUCUAAAAUCAACAGCUUUCUCCAAGGAAGUGAGAAUCCACAAGAAUCAAUAGCUCAACCCAAUGUGAGCAGUUCAUAAGAGCCGUUGGCUGUGGGUGCAAGAACAAUAUGUCUGAAAAGGUUUUGAGUAUUUCAAAUUGUAAUGAUUGCACACUGAUGUGGAUGCAAUAAUCGCAUAAAAUAAGAGAAGAGGGUAUUUUUGUGCUUUGGUGUCUCACAGUGCUGGGAUGAAUAGUGCAGCACCACAUGUUCUUCAACACAAAUCACCUCAAAUGUAAUAAUUCUUCUCACAGAACAGUAGCUUAAACCAGCGCAAUGCUUAGAUCAUUCUUUGUCUUUUAUCGUCUUGCAAAAGUUUCUCUUGUUACUUGAAUUAUGCAUGAGAGGCAUUUUAGCAAUAAUACAAUGUUGUACUUUUCCCCUUUAGGCUCAUAAUUUUCACCGUCAGGUAUUUUUUCUAAUUGGAGCAUGCAUAAAGGGCAAAAUCCUGUCACUUCAGCUGCUCUGUAUUAAUAUUAGUGCAUGCAAGGUUAUUCUCAAUGCGUAGCAUCCUGUUAGCACUAAUGCCAACUCUCUACCCUCUCAUGCUAAAUUGAUGACUUGGGGACACAGAAAAUAGAGCACUAGUUAAUUAUUGCCAUUGUCAGAAACAAUAUGAGUCAGGUUUAAAUUUAAACAACACCUCAUAUCACUUUAUAUGUAUGGGUUCAAAAUCAGCAGGGAGAAAUCAUUUGUAGUUCUUAAAUGUCAAGUGUGUUAUGCUAAAAUGCUUCCUCUAUUACUUUAAACCCAGGUUGACUUCCUGAACAAAGUAACAUAAAGACUUUUGUGGCUCUUUUAAAACAUUUGUGCAGCCAGUCAUUACAAACAUUAGCGGAUAUUGCCACACCAGGUGGUUUGAGAACAUUAAAUGUGAAAACCAGUGCUUGCUAAUAUAAACUGCUAUAGAGUGCGACAUUGCCUGCUCAAUUUUUCAGCAGAAAAUGUUUACGGAAGUAAUUCAUCCACUUGCUUCUCCUGUAGGGAUUUUAAAAAAAGGCUUUAUUAAAGAGACAUAAGCUAUGAACCAAAACAAAAAGCUACAGGGUUAAUUACAACAUUACAAAAUUCGACUUGAAGCUAAAAAUCUUAUGAAGUAUUGUGAAUGACAGAAUCUAAGUAACACAGAGAUUAGAUUCAAAGAUGUUGAAGAUGUUGAUAUAAUAUAUAUAUAAUCACGGAUAAUGUAGGUUUUCAUUAGGAAUUUCGCUGUUAAACAUAAUUUAAUAAUUGUGAGGAAACAGUAAAUUAUGGCUUUAACAAAAGCAUAUACUGCAUUGACCAACAACCAUGUACCUCACAGUAGGUCUAUGUUUAAUGGUUUAUACGUUUUUAAGGCAUUUUAUAAAUUAUUAUAAAUCAAUUAUUUAAUGGAGAAAAUGAAUGCGUUUUAUUCUGAAACCCAAAUGUUGCAUAUAUUACUUUUGCUCAUAUUUUCAAGUUUAAAGGGGAUUUCAAAACCACUAACUCUCAAUAUUAAUCAGCAGUUUUGAAUAAAACCUCAAAUCAUGUGACUUUUGUGGAGAGGUGUGCUAUUUCUUUUCCAAGCAAUCAGACUUUUAUUAAAACUACCAACAACAAUUCUCUGUGGAGCCAUUAGGGGCGCUGGAAUGACACACUUCACCUUUAAGAAUCAAGCCAUAGUGAUGCAUUAGUUGUUCUUGUGCUCACAACACUAAAAUCAGUCCUAGAUGUUUCAGAACUUUGAUGUCUUUGUGAGUGUUUGCCAUGUAUAAAGGUAAAAAUAGUUGCCACAAUCAAAGAUCUGUCAAAUCCUAAGAGCAUGCUGUUUCAGAGGUUUUCACGUUCAGUGUGACUGCUCUGUUUACUUUUGAACUCUUGUGUCAGUGUGUGAGGGUGUGUAUGUGAAUAGGUUUGUAUGUGCGUGUGUGAUUAUCUGUUUAUGUGUUUACAUGCUGUUAGGUCUCCCAAGUUCUUCCUGCUAACAGGUUUGGGAACUAAAAUAAAGGGACUUAAAAAGAUUGCUGUAAAGCACAAUAUUCAAAUUAAGUCUACAAGUGUGUGUGUGUGUGUGAAUAUAUGAGAGACAUUAUGUGUGAUUGGAUCACUGCAUGUGUCCCUGGUUGUUGAUAUAUGAUCCAUUUAGACUGAAAUUCUACUGAAUAAUAUGAAUAGAUGAAAUUUGUUCCAGAGGCCUUCUCCAGCAGAGCAUAUUGAGAUUGAGAUGUAUGUUAUAUUGCAGAGUAAAUCAAUAAAUUAAAAUUAUAUCUGA